CGUUAACAUUAAAAGCAAUGCAAAAGCAAAAGCAACUGCUCUUGCUAAUUGGUGUCCUUUGUACGCUGCUUAGCUCACAAGGCAAUGGCGGUGCAUUGGCUGUAAUUUGGCCAUGUGAAAGCUCCGCGGAUUGCACUGCUGAUGGCUCAAGUUGUGACCCAGAUACGAGUCAAUGCAAAUGCUUGGGCUUUGACACGGUCUUCUCGGCGAAUUAUACGCAAUGCCUGAGGACGUCGCUCAUUGGUGACGCAUGCCAGGACACAGUUCAAUGCAAUCUUAUGCCAACGGGAGCCAGCUGUAAAAAGGGGGUCUGCGAUUGCGCCGAUGGCCAAACCUAUUUGAGUGGCAAGUGUAGACCAUUGAAUGGACUCAACGAGCCCUGCGAGAAGGAUUCCGACUGUUAUUUUGGCUACGAUCGAGAUUCGGUGAGCUGUGAAGAGAAGGUCUGCGCCUGUGCAAAUGGCUAUUAUCACAGAUAUGGAAACAUAUGCCGUCGCAGAUCAAUGGAAAAGGACGAUGCCUGCGUCGUUGAUAAGGACUGUGAAGAACUGGACGCGAACGCGGCUUGUGUUAGUUUAAAAUGCACCUAUGCGGAUGAUACCAGCACGCCAGCCAGCACAGAGACUACGCCGGAUGAGAGCGAGACCACGCCGCAGGAUAACGAUACAACAGAAACCGAAACUGAAACUGAACUAAAUACAAUCACCACUGAAGCAGAACCCAGCGUCAGCUUUGUGCGCGAAAAGAAAUAUUUCACAAGGGCUUUCAUAGCAAACACGCCCACACAUCGCGAUGCCGCCGCCCAAGCCUCACUCACACUAAUCAAUGGCGAUCGCGAGCUGCUCCUAACCCCGCGUCGUUCACGUGAAAUUGCCGUGCAGACGAGCAUUGACAACUAUGAGCUCGAGCUCGCGGAACUGGCACCCACUGUACGCGAUGUGGGCACAACGACAGUCACAGUCUCGAACAGCGGCAGCGCCGGCAGUCGGCGCACAUCCACCCAUGCGCUCAACAUUCAACGUCGCCAUCUCCCCGCCAUCUUUAGAUUUGAAAAUGAAGAUGUCAGAACCUAUUCGACAUUGGGCUCGAGUCGCGACGAUGAGGAGGAUAAGAAAUACGGCAGCAGCUGCACAGAGAAUGGAAAAUCCUGCACGGGUCUGCCGCACUCCGUCUGCACCAAUAAAAUCUGUGUCUGCAGGCAGAACUACUAUGCACGCAAUGGAACAUGUUUUGCAGAGCUUGGUGAGAUAGCGGAGAGCAAGGAUCAGUGCGAACAUGAAUUCGAUAAACUGACCAAGAUAUGUAAAUGCCAAAAGAAUUAUUUCUAUGAGCGCGAUUUGCGCAACUGCAGAAAACCGAUUCAGUAUCAUUUGUCCUGCACAUCGAAUAGCCAAUGCAGCCCCUUCGGCGCCUCCUUUUGCCAUCCUCAAAUACCGCGACGUUGCACCUGCGAGGAGUAUGCACAGUAUAAUGAGAUUACACAGAUGUGUGAGUAUAAGGAUGGCCUGGGCGCCGAGUGUGAGUCCAACGAUGGCUGUAUUGUGGAUCAUUCCGUUUGCUCAAAUCGCAUUUGUGUUUGCAAGGACAAGUUUUUCGAAAAGGAUGAUCUAUGCAUAGCAGGCAUAGGCGCUGACUGCUCAGAUGAUGAGGAAUGCAUGGCAGAGGAUUCGGUUUGCUUGGAACACAGCAAUAGUACAAAGAGCAAGGACUUGGAGGCGGCACGCACCUGUCAAUGUCGCAAAGGCUAUGUGCACUUCAAGGAUGAGUGUCUAAAGGAAGCGGAACAACUGGAGGAGGACUGUGUUGAGGAUGAGCAAUGCAUGCCGCUCUUGGCCAGCUGUAGCACCGAGGGCAAAUGCAGCUGCUCCAGUGAGCAGCAUGCAAAGAAUGGUGUAUGCGUAACGAAACGACUUGUGAACGAGCCCUGCUCCAAGGCCACCGAAUGUUUUGUGGAAAAGGAACCGGAAACUGUCGAGUGCCGCAAUUCCGUAUGUCAAUGCAAGGCUGGCUUUCAACCCAGCUCAACCCAUCGGCAAUGCAAUCGCAUACCAAAUAAAAAGAAUUCUUCCGGUAGACCGAGUGCUCUAAAAAUCAUAACCUUUGCACUGAUUGGCUCAGCAUUUCUGAUAACAAGUGCGGCCAUCAAGCAGGCCUACUACUAAGCCACACCCAAUGCACGCGCCUGCGAACGCAGCUAAUCGCAGCCUGAGGAAAAAUGUUACUCAAUAGCAACAACAAAAGAAAAACUUGUUAUUUAAUCAUAAACUAUAUAAUAUUAAGUAUAAGGCGUUGUGAACAAGCUACCUUAACUAAACUAAGCUACUUACUAGUAUUGGCAACAGCAUCGAGUUAAUUGUUGCAAGUAGUUUUAAUGUUUAAGUAGCUCCCAAAAUUGCAGCAACUUGACAACUUAAGUCAAUACUUAGGACUUGAAGCAAUAACUAAUGACUUGUAAACACCAUAAAGUAGUUUUACUAAUGUUAAACGAAUUGAUUUAAAAAUGCAAUCCUUAUGUAUAUAUGCUAAUAAGCUAGUUAAUAUAGAAACCUAAAUAUGCGUGUAUGUAAGCUUAAAGGAAUUAUCCUUAAUGUUAUGUUUAUCAAUAAAAUUGCAUAUUAAAGAAUAUUUCUUAACUCAAAAAAACGUUGGAAUGC
Drosophila busckii is the source of this 2654-nucleotide messenger RNA. RefSeq lists its product as uncharacterized. Lineage: Eukaryota; Metazoa; Arthropoda; Insecta; Diptera; Drosophilidae. The record is from RefSeq and is a predicted model, not a curated record. Bases 18 to 2162 code for a protein of 714 amino acids. The transcript has 10 exons.